GUGUUUGUUUGCAGCUCUCACCGGGUUGGUCUGUUAAUAUCACUGAGGAGGGCUGACUGCUGCUGCUUCAUCCAUCUGCCUGAAGAUCCAGAGGAGCUGAGCUGACACCGCUCACUGCAGGUAUGUAACUCACCUUUUUACCACACGCCGUGACAAUAACCACACACCGCGUGGAUGUCACGUAUUGUACGUUGUGUACAGAAAAAAAGAGGGAGGCAGUAGCCUGUUAGCUGACAGGCUAACUUUACUAGUUGUGUCUGGGGGAAUUGGCGCUAGCCCGUUAGCCGCGUAGCUAGGUUAGCAUCGCAUUGGAGCGUGGGAGCGAGCUCUCAUAGCUGCUUUUGUGUCACGCCAGACACGUCGCCAGUUUCCACUCGAUGUUUAACAAUGUCCGCUUUAGUCUAGUGGACACCGAUGCUCGUGUUUGCACGGUCAAAGGUGAGCAUUUCGUGCAGAUUUCCGUGCGGGAGUCGAGCGGCUAAUGUCAACAGCUAACGCCAGCUAACAUUAGCCUGCCCCCGUUAACCUGUCGCUGGAGCUAACGUCGGCUGGUCAGUCACCUUUUUACCGGAACUGUCAGGUAGAUUCCGUUAUUGUCACAGGUGUUUUUUUCUUAAACGUCAUAUUACCUUUCUGUUAGACACAGCUAACACUCAGAUUUCCUCUGAUUCACCGUUACCGGACACCUACGGGGCAGAACAGCCGAAUAAACUGACCCGAGGAGCGGCUGGACUCGCGCGCGGCACGUGCUGUCAGUUGUCCAAAACAGGUGUUUGAGACGGUGCACGCGACGUGUUUGAUGAUUAGGCGGGCUCCUUUUACCUGUCACCUGUGUCGUCUUCAACCACGACUGUGUUUCUGUUCAGAAAAUGAACAUUUUAGACAACAAAGAGGAGCACUGCGCGGUGAUAACGGUAUUGUUCCUUUUAGUUAUUAUAAAUAACAGAAUUAAAUGAAGAACAUUUGCCAAAUUUCCUUAUAAAAUCCCCCAUUGCGUUGUCAGUAUUCAACAACCAAGAUAUGUUUAAUUCAUAGUCAGUCUCCACGAAGGAAAAGCACAUAGUCUGACACGUAAGAAGCACAAAAACGGGUGUUAGCCAUAAUGCAAAUCAAUAAUAACACAAGCCGACCAUAAAUUCUGCUCUCAGCUUCUCCAUUUGCGUUGACAAUGAUAAAUGCCCUUUAGACUCAAUGCUGAAGUUCACAUGGUUUUCUAGUUUAAUAUUAAAAAGGUGUUCCUAAAAUUUUGUAAUAAUAAGGAAUACCUUUUAACAGAGCACACUGCAGCAGCCUUUAAAUAAUGAAUGUUUAAGGGAUAUUCUGGCGUAAAAUUAAUUUAGGGUCAAACGCAGCGUAACACAGAGUUAGACACCCCCUCCAACUUUAGUAACGACCGCAGGAUAGCAAUACAGAGAGCCACGCGUUUUGGUUGAGGUUUGUUGAUGGCUCCUCAGACCGCUGUGUAUUGCUAUCCUGCGGUUGUUACUAAAGUUGGUAUAACUAGAGAAGCAAGCGGUUAACAACAUCCCUUCGGAGGGGGUGUCUAACUCGGUGUUAUUGUUAAUUUUACGCCGGAAUAUCCCUUUAAGUACAGCUAUCCCCAUGUCUGAUCAUGUAUGAAAACCCAGAACAUCUUGAGCUCAUUGAGAGUGUAACUUUUUUGUUUAGCUGUCAUGAUUGUGUUGGAUUCGGUUGCUAAUUCCUAAUAUUUUGCCCCGCCUCAUGCUUGUGAAUGAAGUGGACAAAAUAAUAAGGAAUACCUUUUAACGGAGCACAAUGCAGUAGCCUUUAAAUAAUGAAUGUUAAGUACAGCUAUCCCGCGUCUGAUCAUGUAUGAAAACCCUGAACAUUUUGAGCACGUUGAGAGUAAAACACUUGCUUAGCUGUCAUGAUUGUGUUGGAUUCAAGGAUUUAAGGAACUUUAUUUGUCAUACCUCACAUCUUUGACAGUACGAAAUUAGUACCCAGGUCCGUUUCCAAGCCAAGAGUAAAAUACAAUACAAUAAAUAAAAUAUGAUAUAAACAGAUGACAUACAAAACAAUAACAAAGAGCAAAAUGUAAACAAAUUUAAGUAGACUGAAAUUAGCACUAAAAGUUCCGUGUGAAAGCAGCACCUUGGUUUUGUAAAGUGAUGAAUUGCAGGUUUGGUCAAUGGGUGGGAAGUGGGGAGGGUAUAGAGGGAAAGGGUUUUUACAGAGAACUUCAUGUUUAUCAUUCAUUUGUUGUUUUCUUAACAGUUUUUCUGCAGAGGCAGUGAAGCCGGUGAACGUCCCUCCCUCUCAGGACAACAAAGGAGCCUCUCGCACACUUGAACCUCAGCAGCGCCGCACGUAGAACGCUUCCAUCAGACUCAUGACUGUUUGAAGGGACGCGGACCCACCGUGGCCCAUGCUCUGUACCCGUUUCCCUCCCUGUCCUCCUUAUCCCUCAAGCUGACGCAAAACCCCAGACACCUACCCCCCCUCCCCCACCCCCACUCCCAUCCCAUCCCCAGCGACUCGCCUCCUCCGCCCAUGCCGCCUGGCACUGAGACCGUGCACUACAUCCACCUGCACAACUCCAGCCAGUCAGUGCUGGAAGCUCUGCGCACCCAGCGGCGCGAGGGCCUCUUCUGCGAUGUGACCGUGCGGAUACACGAUUCCUCACUGCGCGCCCACGCUUGCGUCCUGGCAGCCGGCAGUCCCUUCUUUCAGGAUAAGCUGCUGCUGGGUCACUCUGAGAUCUCCGUGCCGCCGCUGGUGCCAGCCGAAACCGUGAAGCAGCUUGUGGAUUUCAUGUACAGCGGCUCUCUGGUGGUGCUGCAGUCUCAGGCCCUCUGUAUCCUCACCGCCGCCAGCAUCCUGCAGAUCAAGACGGUCAUCGACGAGUGUACCCAGAUCAUCUCUCAGAGAAAGGCGGCAGCAGGAGCGGCGGCCGCGGCGGCGGCUGCAGCGGCAGGAGGCGCGAUGCUCGGAGGAGUCCUCCCUAAACAAGAAGAGCGCGGCGGGGGGAAAGGGGCGGAGAGAGGAGGGAGCGGGAGCUGCUCUGUCAGCGCUGCAGGUGGAGGAUAUGCAAACUUCUCUAACUUCAUGGCUGAGUGUGGGGCGAGUAACAUGGGUGGCGGGAUGGGGGGCGCGAGUGUCAACAUUAACGAGGGAGGCCCAGGCCCGAUGGAACAGCCCAACACCGUGAGUCUGAUGGAGCUGGGCAGCAUGGGCCCCGGCUCCAUGUGCGGGGGCGACGGGAUGGGCCCCGGGAGCGGCACAAUCCUCAUGAAGCAGAGUCCCAGCUGCACUCAGGACGUCAGGUACAAGCUCCGAGACCUGUUGGCGCAGACGGCCAACGGAGCCAGCACUAGUAGCACAGGGAACCUCUCGGCGGGCUGCAGCUCCGGUGUGGGCAGCGUGGACAGCAUCGGCAGGGACAGCCUCCGCGGCAACACAACCGACCUCUCUGAUGACCUGGUGGGGAUGGACCGCUACAGCGAGGAGGAGGACCUGGACGGGAGGGAGCGGGGAAGAGACGGAGACAGAGACAGGGGGGCGAGCCACAGCCGCAAGCAGAGGCAGCCGCUCAGACUCCAGGUAGAGGGAUAAGGGAAAGGGUUGCCAUGGUUACAGCUUUCAGGCAUGCAGAGCUGCAACGGUUUUCUUUUCUUUCCUUUUCUGCUUUUCCCUCUUCUCGCACUGCAUUGGCGUAUAUCGCUGAGAUGUUUCUGCACUUUGCACAAUUGGGGAGAAGCUCUCGGGUGAACUUCUGCAGUAAUUGCCUUGUUGAUGUUCUAUGGACUUCUGCAUGUUUACUGUAGGUCAUUCAACUUCUAUUAGCACCUGCCUGGAGGGGCUGCAGCCGCUCAAUGCUCUGAUUUACUUGUAGACAAUCUGCUGUCUUUAAGCUGCUGCCACUGAUUUAUUUUUGCACGACUUCAAACUGAACUGGAGCUUUUUCUCUGUAGGUGCUGGGAGGAGAGGGAGUGGUGGUGAAAGACGAGGGGGUCCAGGACCCAGAUGGGACCGUCUAUGCUUUGGAGGACGGGAGAAGAGAUGGAGAGCAGGAGGGCUCCCAGGAAUCUAUGGCAGGCUUUGGACAGGUGGGUUAAACUCAGGGGUGAAGAAAAACAGCCAAAGUAGAUCAUGAGGGGAAUGUUUUAAAGCAUCUAAGAGCUGCGAGGCUCAUUUUCAUUGGACGGUUUAAUAAUUCAUCACGCCCUGCUUGCAGAAGGAGCAUUCAGUGCAUGACACAUCUUGCGUAUUUUAAGUGGUUUUAAAGAAUAUCUCGGUUACAGUUUGCUCAGGCUGGAGAAGUUAAAAAAAAAAAGGUUUUAUCUCAAAGUCGUUCUCAGCGUUUCCGUCACAAGUCUUGAAGUAAGAGGGAAGAACAUGGUGGAGCGGAUUUAUGCCGCAGCCUGCUGUACCCUGCAGACUACACAAGGAACAUCUGCCACACAGUCAAAAGGAUUCAGCUCCUCUGCCUGUCAGUAUUUCUCUCAAAAGUGCUGCAGAGAAGGAGAAAGUCCAUCCAGAAAGGGUUUCAUCUGCUCACAUGAGGAGGUUAGGAUGUUGUGUUUUUCAUGAAGAGCGAAGCAUGUGAUCAUCAGAUUUGGCAGCAGUGCUCAGAAUAAUCAGAUCCUCUGUUUUUGAGGAGGUUUCCUCUCAGUUCACAUGACACACUCAAUCACACUGGAAUGUCACCGUGGGUUUUUUUUGGAUGAACAGUGCAGAAAUGUCCCUAAACUUUGUGUGGAGUAUUGAAUCCUAUUUUUAAACGUGUUUAACGCUCUGAUUUUUAUUAUUUACAGCGUGUUUCAUAAACACGUAAACCGAACGAUAGCUUUGCAGAUCUAGACUCUGACGUAGUAUAAACUCUGUAAACCGAACUAUAUUCUACAUGGUUUUGGAAAAAACAAUAUUUACCGUAAAUUUUAGAAUAUAGGUGGCUCUGGUGUUUCAUGCUGCCUAUUUUUUCUGCCUAGUUUUAAAUGUCUGACUGUAUUCAGCUCUUUCUGGUACCAUGAGGAGUUUGCAGCCCUGCUAGUGACCAUUAAGCCAAAAACAUCCAGGAUCCGUAUUGAGCGCGUUGUUCUGUAUUUGCUCCGUAGAGCAGUGUGGGGUAUCUCAUACAGGAUCAGCGUAUUUGGAGUGUAGCAGCAGCGUAGUGCAGCCCCCCUUUCGGUCAGCUGGGCUUAGUAUAGAGGAAACAACAGGCUCACAACAGGUUGUUUUUCCUUUCUGUGGUCGAUUUCCUAAUAAUUUGGAUAUAAUUCAGUGACCGUUGAGCCUCUACUGUAUGUGAAAAAGCCUGAAGUGGUUUUACAGUUUGUGUUUUUGCAGGUUUACUCGUGUUUAAUAAAGUAAACUCUGGUCCUGUAUGCUGUGCUGUUCCCUUCAGACAGAGUUAGCAGUUCAAAGUCCUGUUGGGGUCCACAUGGAUCAGGGAUCGACCAUCGGAUUGUUCUGUGUUACUGAUAAAUCCAGAGCCAGGAAGGAUUCCUCAUCUACUCGAACUGAUACACAGUCGAGAGUUCAUAUAUGCUGUUUUAUUUUGAAAUACUGGAUGACAUGCGCGGUUUUCCUGUUUGACUUCCUGUCUAGAACGAUCUUCUCUGUGUAGAUUGACGCACGUUGGAAGCGUACAGCAGCAAAAAUAGACUCGCCGCGUAUCUUUAGCAGAGCUGCUCUCGAUACGAUGCUGUGAUGGAGCUGAUACGCGUCCUGUAUGCUUUGCUGCAUUGAUUCGAAUGGAAACCUAUUUGCUGCAUCCUGUAGGUUUUAGCCUUUACGGUAGUUGAGCUCAGUCUGCAGUGAUACCUGUGAGGUACAGACCCGCUCCCCGUGACGGUUCCUCCAAGAGUCCAAGUACCACCCACCUCUGCAGGCGUCUUGUUGUCUAAGCUGAGGAGUCUUUCACAGCGUUGAGUGUGUUUAUUUGACUUCACUCCAUGCAUCAUAUUGACUUAAUGAGGGAGUGAACUUGUUCAGGAGUGCUGUCUGUCACCAGGAUGGUAUGCUUUGUUUUGUAUACCUGCGUGCUCUGUGAAAAUGACAAAAGUAUGAUAGCGUGCUGCUGCGUCCAGAACUUUUUAUUUUACACCUCCAUCGUUAAGGUUUCGGUGCUGUUCUAAGGUUGUUUUUGGACCCCUCUGUUUGCCCACCAAGAGAACUGGUCCAACCCUGAACUCUGAAUGAGUGACACAUGUGUGACGAUCACAUUUUCUGUCAGUUCAUAAUCUUAUCAGUGAAAUAUCCUGUUGGUUUCUGGUUCCAAGAGAGGAGAAUCAUGAGAAACAAGAUGUUUCCUCAUGACCUCGUGUUAUUUCAUGAUGAUCAGGAGCCAAUCAGGAGACCUGCAGGUGACUUCUUCUUCCACCAAACAGCUGACCUGGAGGUGAUAUAAUUUUACACAGGAUGGCCUUCGCCUCUGAUUGGCUGUGAAACGUCAUCACACGCUCAAGCCGAGCGCGGCCUGUCGGCUCUGUACAUCGAACAGAACAUUAUCGCAAUUCUGAAUCUCCUGACCCUAACCCGACAGACAAUGACAUUUCACAGCUACAAGGAAUAACCAAUCAGAGGCGAAGGAGUGCGGGACCUUUCCCUACCAUCCUACAGAAAAAUCCUGCGGCCUGGAGACAACUUCAAAAUAAAAGCUUUUUGUGUGAAGAAAACAGGUCAUGCUUUUGUUAUGAAAAGAAUCCUGAGGUACAGCCGUCAUGUAUUAUAAAUCUCACUAACACAGAUUAUCACAAUUAAUCACAUUAAUUUCCCUCGAUAUCAAUAUAAAACACUGUCAAUAUGCUUUUUCAAUAGUCGGCAUUAAAAAGGAGAAAAGUUCGUUCUCCAGGAUUUAGCUGGUUUAGAGCGGUAAUGUGUUUGGUGUGUGUCCUGAUGUCCAGUUUAGUGGUGGAUUUAUUUGACUGAAUAUAUCUGAAUAUAAAGGACAGUAUUCAGUAAUCAAUCAUGUGAUGUAUGACUCAUAUAUAUUAAACAAAUUAUCUCACAUGAGGCUCACGGCAGCCACGGUAACAAUUCGCUUAUUAGCAUAAGAUAGCUUUAGCCAUAUUCACGGUAAACAAUACAUUAACACGGUAUAGCAUCCGACUUUGACAGUGAAACAUCAUCAAACUCACUUCUGACAUUUACACACAAUAAUCCCGGAUGUGAAGGUGAAUAUUGGGUUAAAACAGGUAAGAGGAAAUUUACCAACUAUCCUCUGCUGCAUGAGGAGGAAAACUAAACUUUAACAGAACAGAACGCCUAUGGUGCGUUCACCAGCAUAGGACAAAUGAAAACUUACCAUAAAACACAAUAUACCUGAACAAUAUUUACUUAAAAACACAGAAACGACACAGGCUUUCUAACAGGCACUCUGACAUGUUGUGGUCGACUAUACAAAUAGCCAAUGAAAAGGGGAGUUGCUCUGGGUCCACUUGAACUGAACCAAUCAUGUACUGAAUUAGAACUAAGUAGCAAAGACCUCACAGAUGCAGGAGCAUAUUGUAUUGCAAAAGACAUGCUAACAAUAAACACUGUUAAAUUUCAUUUUUUAUAUCGUGAUAUGUGUCGAUAUCUACUGAUAUGAAAAAAAUAUAUCCUGAUAAACUCUUCACCGUAUUGCCCAGCCCUAUUUAGCACACAGGAUAGACAGGCAAAGAAUAUAGAGUGAACAGAAUCGCUGUCUUGCUGUCUAUGAUAUUAAUUAACAGAAAGGCAUCAUUCAUCCGAUAUCUGAUCAUGUUAAUUGGUCAAUAUCGGAGCUAAUAUCCAAUCCAAAUAUCUAAUCGGUGCAUCCCUAAAUCAACAAUAAAAACUAGAUUUUUUCACUAACAGUAAACCAGGACAGCCGGAUCUUCACAGGCCUGCCGACCUGCUCAGUGGGACAGUCCGGAUUAUCUCCUAUUUUAUCGACCCAUUUGUCUGAUCUGAUGUUACAGGAUGAUACUCGAGUCGUCUCUGAAGGGUUUUCAUUGAAUUAUUCUGCAGUGAAGCUUCUCUUUGGGGGUCAGCUCCUCCUCUUAUAAGUGUCAAACAAAGAGACGAAGUAACCAGACGCUGUUCUGACAUUCUGUGCACGGCGGUGAAGACGACGGCGGUCUCGUUCUGUAGUCUUGUGGUUUUUUUAGCGGUCCUGUGCAGCGGGGGUUUGAUUACAGCCGAGUCUAAAUGACACGAAUGCAGUGGAACUAAAAAAAAAAAAACCUCGAGACGAUCCUGCAGGAAAACAGUCGAACCUCUAACCGUGCAGCAGCACUCAUUAUGGAGGAGGCGUGACAGCGGCGUGCCAGACAAAGGCUAAAAGCAGAGCUAACAAGUUUCCCCCACUGGCUCUGAUUGGCUUCUUUCAGCAUCAGUAACGUUAGCCUAAUUAGCCGUCGUACCAACAAAGCAGCUCUCUUCUUCUCCUGUCUGAGUCUUCACAUGAGAGCCGCUGCAGCUCCUUGAAGACAUGCCAGAGUUUUGAUUGCGAGUAUUUAAAGGCUCUGGCGUCCUCACGCGCCGCUUUACGGCCGCCUCGUUUGAUUUUGGCUGCAAAAUGAGAAAGUAGAAAAAGAGGGAAGUGUCUGUUGUUGUUGUUGAUUGGAUAACGAAGGCGUAAGAAAAUGUGAGAGUGUUUUCGGUCAGGGGAUCAGAUUCCCUCAUCUGGAUCGUCCUUUGAGGCGGUGUGUGACUUUGAGGUGAAAACACGGCGUCAGUAUUUUGUCUGCGUAUUAUCCUGUGAGUGUAAACACCUGUGAGUGUGUCGCUCCACCUUGUUGUUGUAGAUUUCUCCCUCCGGUUAUUUUUCCUCCUGUUCAUUAAGCGUCAGACGAGCUCCACCCAUGCCAGUAUCUCUCCUCAGAUUAUCUCCUCAGCCAUACAUCCAACCACGCCGCUGUUGUGACAGUAAUGUGGCUCGACUGGUCGGACCACAGCGUGCUGCAGGUCGAUCCUUCAUUCGCUCUUGCAUGUAAAGACAGAAUUGGAGAAUUGAAUCAGACAGAUGAAGUAUUUGUAAGAGGGCAUGUCCCACUUUAACCACCGCGCUCACUGUUGGAGGUGGAACAAAAAUUGUCAAAGUUAGUCCGAAUAAAAUUUUCUUCAGGCUGUGAUGAAUCCAGGCAGGGCUUGACACUAACUUUUUUCACAUGUUCUUCUAAAUUAAAAAAGUAAGGAGCACACAAAGAACUUUAGGAGCACAAUGAAAAUUGAUCAAAUAAUGUUUGUCUUAUCGUCCGACCUUAGUACGAUUAUUGGAAAUCAAUUUUAGGUCAAUUGGUCACAUGACAUGGAAGCUAUUAAAGGAAAACAGCCUUUCUGAGAACAUCAACCAGUAAUUUAUUGACGGUCCCUUAUUCAACACCCGACGUUGACAGUGAGGGUGUCGAGUAGAUUUAAUCACGCCGCUGUUGUUAUUCCCGGAUAUGGAGAGUGAGAAGACACCGGUAGAUCCUCAGUGAAUGUCUGUCAGAUAUCCAACCUCAAACUAACUUCACUGCCGUAUUUACAGGAAAAAACAUUUGUUGAUAUUUUUUUAUGUGCACAUGUAAAUACAUUUUACAAUUCACACACAUCUAUUUUUAGUCGCAAAUGCAGGUGAAACAGUCGCACUGUCGAGUCCUGCCAGGUCUCAUCACAGAGGUUUUCAGGUUACUGAAAAAAGAGAGAAAAUAAAAACGGCUUUUUAAAGGUUUGAGUCCAAAAUUAAAAAUGACAGUUUGUGUUGAAUGAAUUUCUCUGGAUUUAAAGAGGAGGAACAGCUAAUUUAAGAUAAUUCUGAAGAAACUCUCAGAUUUUCCCUUUUAAUGACGUUUUUACAUCAGCCUGAAGAUUUAAAGGAGUUUAAGAUUUUUAAACGUUCGCGUCAACAAAACAUCCAAUCCUGAAGAUUUAAUAUUAACUCCUCCUCUUGCACUCUCUCUCUUCCUCCUGCUCCUCCUCUCCCUGCUCUCCCUCUCUCCUCCUCCUGUCCCUCCUGCUCUCUCUCUCCUCCUCUCUCUUCUUUCUCCUUUCCUUUCCUAUCCUUUCCUCUCCCCUGCUCCUCUUCUUUCUCUCUCCUCUCCUCUCCCUGCUCUCCUCUCUCCUCCUCCUGUCCCUCUUGCUCUCUCUCCUCUCUCUCUCCCCUUCUCCUCCUGCUCCUCUGUCUCUCCUCUCUCUCCUCCUCCUCCUCUCUUCUCUUUCUCCUUUCCUUUCCUUUCUUUUCGUCUCCCCUGCUCCUCUUCUCUCUCUCCUCUCCUUUCCCUGCUCUCCUCUCUCCUCCUCCUCCUUCUCCUCUGUCCUCCUCCUCCUCUCUCCUCUUUCUCUUUUCCUUUCCUAUCCUUUCCUCUCCCCUGUUCCUCCUUUCUCUCUCGCCUCUCCUCUUCCUGCUCCCUUUCCUCUCUUCUCUCUCUCUCCUCUUCCUGCUCCUCUUCUCUCUCCUCUCUCCUCCUCCUGCUUCUCCUUUUUCCUCCUCUUCUCUCUCCUCUCUCCUCCUCCUGCUCCUCCUCUCCCUGCUCUAUCUCUUCUCUCUCCUCUCUCCUGCUCUAUCUCUUCAGUGGUCCACAGUUAGUCUCCAGGUUAGAAGACAGAACACCCCCCAGCUCUUCAAUCAUUCAGUCUCUAUUUGACGUUUUUCUGAGGAGGUUCCAUCUGAAAGUGGAUCAGUGGUCCAGUUCUGGUCCUGGGGUCAGGUUUGGGUUAGUGGACCAGCUGUGAAGUAUCAAGACUUCAGUAAUCUUGCAGUCAGUCAAAGACAGGAGAAGAAGAAGAAGUUCUUCUGUUGGACUGAAGAUCGUAAAGAUGAUCCUGAAUCAGUUUGUGUUUCUGAAGCUGCUGCAGGAUCUGAAGUCUCUAACAUAAAGUUCAGAUGAUUAAAAUAAUAAUCAUCGUGAUCAUGUGGUCGACUCUCUGAGGAGACGUGAACGGACUUGUUUCUGCGCUCCGAACAGACAUGUAGAGUCUCCUGUAAAGAGUCGCCCUGCUCACCUGAGAGAUCAGGCGUGUUGAAAAUGUUGAAACCACCGAACUUGUGUGUUAUUCCUCUGACAUGUGUGUGUCUGUGUGUGUCUGUGUGUGUCUGUGUGUGUGUGUCUGUGUGUGUGUGUGUGUGUGUGUUUCUGUUCCAGGAUUUCUAUGAUGAGCAGGGCGUGUUUUCAGAGAGUUUCUGGCCCCAGAGCGAGCCUCCUCAGGCGAUGGCGUUCAACCCCAGAGGACGGGUCAACAAGCCUCUGACUCCGCCCCCUACCACACAGUCCAUCAACAACCAGGUCAGUGUCUCAGCGUCUCACACCUGAGCCGGCGUGUUUGUACCCGCUGUUGUCGAGUCAAAAGGGAGCUGGGCUACGGUUACAGAGUGUGUUACAGUUAGAAAACACACACACACUUACACACACACACUCUACAACCCUCGCUGCAGACUAUUCUAAAUAAUUCACGUCUUUUCCACACACUACAUUAUCAAAACACUAAAUAUUUCAUUUUUGCUUUCUUUCUCUCGUGCAUUGGCCAACAUGGACGUUAAAUAAAAAAAAUGAUGUCACGUGGCGUUGGAGGCUCUUCGCCGUUCGAGAACAUCUUGUCCAAAUUUCCUCGGGUGUAUUUUUCUCACGCUAACUCCGUGAAGACGGAUCAUCGAUUCAAAACUGAAUCAGAUUUGUUAAAAACUGAAGAACACACAGAGACGGAUGAAAUGUUGAGAUCAUAGAAACUCGGGGGAUCAGGGGGGCGAGCGGGUCGGGUAUCAAACCGAAAAAUCUGCAUCAGUUCAACAGAAAGAUACUGAACAUUAAAACCUGCGAGAGUGUGAGAAACAAAUAAUGAAUAUUAACAGAAUAAUAACAAAAUAAAAUACGGAAUUUAAUCUAUGAAUAAAAUUGAAUUAAGACAAAAUAGAAAAAAAGAUUUUUUAAAACAUUUAAUUUAAAAUUUCAAUCCAAGUGUUUUUUAAUUUAUUUACAGUUUCUGUUGAUGAGACCAUAACGCAUUUAUCAGUCAUUAUUUGAUCAAAGUCUAAUUUAUAUUUUUAAUAAUCCCUCUCUUUAUUCAGGAAUUAAUUAAUGAAUUUUUAAACCAACUUCUUUUAAUCGUUCAGGUUUGUUUUUAAUGAGAGAAACCUUCGUCUCCAUCUUUCAGACAGGAAACGGUUUUAAUCUGAAGGUUUGCUCAAGAGCGAAGAUGUUUUAGUGGCGUGAGUGAAACACACUGUGACCGACUGUUUUCUCAGUUCAAGUCUCCGCCCACACCGUUUGACGGACAGGUGUGUUGACUCUGACCGUAAAAACUCAGCAAGGUUUGGAGACUAACGACGGAAAGAGUCAGAUGGGCCUCUUUUCUUAAAAUGGUGAUAUCGAAGGGUGAGUUUGUGACACUGUUUAGAAAUUAAUAAAGGUGAUAUUUAUUUUACUGACUUGACUGGAAACACUCGUUUAAAGACUUUUCAAUAAAAAUGCAAUUUUAAUAGAAAGUGGAGAGCUGCUUCAGAGACGGCUCUCGAUAAAAGAUAAACUGGAGCAGAGCAAGAACACGUUUGUGCCGUGAUGCUUGUCGUCAGUGUUGUGCCCAAAUGCGUCCAAUGAAAGAUCAUUCAUGAACUCGUUCAUAUUUCGGGCGAACUUGAUCAUGUCGUUCUUUAUUUGCGUAUGAACACGUUGGUGUUGAACGCGCUCAUUCUGGGGUCUGCAAGUAUGCCAGAUGUCCAGAGCCUACUAGGUGAAACCCCAGAAAAACAGCGAUUUUGUUUCAAAGUUCGUAUAAAUCCAUCCAAUCACCCGCUAACAGCCGUCACUCUGUCCUCUGCAGCUUCUUUUCCAGUAUCCAGUGAGCCAAUCACAGCCCGCUCCCUACUACGUGGGCGGGCCCAUGGGUGGGAUUGACAGCAUGACGGGGACCGAGUCCGGUCAGCAGGCUCCGCCCCCAGCACCGAUGACCCCGGCUCCGCCUCCCUCCACCUCCUCCUGCUCUGCGGGCCCCUCCCCUUCCUCCCAGGGAUCUGAGACCUCGUUUGACUGCACGCACUGUGGCAAAUCUUUACGUUCCAGGAAGAACUACAGCAAGCACAUGUUCAUCCACUCCGGUGAGACGCGCUGCCUCGUCCCCGCCCCCAUCAUUCUCUUUAACUGGAACUUAUUCUUGACUUGAUUCAGGAACUGAGGAGUGAUGAGACCAGAUCUUUAACCCCGUAAUCGCAGCCUGCAGGUGGAUGCUGGGGUGGGGAGGCUGAAAAUGUGGGCGCAGUUCUUUAGCAGGGCAGUGGAGGCAAAAACAGGAAAUCCUGCCGCUGAAAUAGAGCGCCAAACCGGAGUGUGUUUGUCAUGUGAUUGUGAGAAGUGUAAAAUCAGUGCAGCUGGAGUUGACUGCCUGAACUAGCUCUCAGGCUUUGCUCUGUCUAUGGCACAACAGCAGAGCUUUAAUACAGAAAAUUUACAGAUACCGAAAUUUUCAACAACAAGCAACGAAUUUGGUGUCAAAAAAAUAGAUUAAUAAAAGUGGGUUUUGGAUGUGUGUAGGAAGGCUAUGGUCUCAUGUCCCUUUAACCCCCAAUUUCCACCACAUCCUGAACGGCUAUGAAAAGGUCGUAUCCGCCGAUCGUAGCUGAUCGUAACCAUUCAAGUUAACGUGUCAAUUGUCUUUUCGUUCUGCUGCGGAUCGCCGGACUCCACAGCUGAUCACAAGAGUUCUAUUUUUUCCAGACGAGCAUGCUGAAUAAAUUCAGCACAGAUUAACCCGUGCCGGAAAGGAAGUUGGGCACAGACACAAAAUAAAACAUCUGACUUCUUUUCAAAAUGAAACACUCCGUGCUUCAGGCGGAUUGUAUUUCACACCAUGCAAACGGAAAAACAAAAGGUUUUUAGACGUCAUUUCACCCUGAUGACACCAUGGAUGAGGAGAUGCUGAUUCUAGAAGUCUAGAAGUAGAUUCCCCCUUAGGAAGGACAUAAUCUACUGCUUAUAUGUCUAUGUGUCUGUCUUAAUAGAGACAACUUGUUAUCGCGCAAUUGCACGUGAAUCCGUGGGUUCUUGUGAGUUCUCGCAAUUUAUCCGUAAUCCGCCAUGAAAUUCGCCUCAUAAAAAAAUAUGAAUAUGGAAAGGCGGACAGCGAAAAUCGGAUUCUGCAAAAAUUGGGAGUAAAACACUGUCCUACGUCAGAGAUGUGACUCCACCCCAUCCAGUCCAUAAGAGAGGGAAAGACAGGUGAGGAGAUGGAGGACAGUUCAAAAGUGUCUUGAGAUGAUGACUGUUGUGAAUUGGCGCUAUAUAAAUAAAAUUUGAUUGAUUGAUUGAAAAGUUGGAGCAGCUGAAGUAGAUGAAGUUAAUGUGGGAGGGUGUGAGCAGCUUGUGGAGUAGUUGUCCUUCAUUUAUUGUCAUCAAGGUGAACUCAUCAAUAUAUUGUGAUAUUGAUUUGAGGCCAUAUCGCCCAGCCCUAGUUUAGAAACAUCCAAGAGUUGACUCUGCUUUGAGCGGAGAACCGCUGCAGGAAACGCAAACAAAUUUUUCUUCAGACUUGUCCAGAAACGACUUCGAUGUUUUGACUCGUUGUCUUUGUCUUGUGCACGCGUGUCCCUCCAGGUCAAAAACCUCAUCAGUGCUCCAUCUGCUGGCGCUCCUUCUCCCUGCGUGACUACCUCCUCAAACACAUGGUGGUGCACACUGGAGUCAGGGCUUUCCAGUGCUCCAUGUGCGGCAAGCGCUUCACCCAGAAAAGCUCGCUCAACGUGCACAUGCGCACCCACCGUGCCGAGCGCACCUUCCAGUGCAACGUGUGCCACCGGGCCUUCACCCAUCGCACCUUGCUGGAGCGCCACGCCCUGCAGCACGCCCACCACGCCCCCCAGGCCCAGGGCCAGGGGCGUGGGCCCGACAUGACCUCACCAACCAAGCACAGUCCUCCGGCUCUGGGGGGACCCUCAGGUAUGGCUGGCGCGGCUGGCAUGGUCAGCAACAUGGCCAACAUGCCCAGCCACGGCGCUUCCUCCACCUAGAAUGAGAAAGAAAAGAAGAAACGGGGGAGGGGUUAGAGGUUAGCGAGCCCAUUCCUCGAACCGGCACUUAUUUGGUCCUAACAGCCUUGCUGAUUUUUCGUUCUGGUGGGAACAUGCUUACCGGUUUCCAUUGUUUUUAGCUUAACGUCACCUUCAGUCAGGGUUCCUACACAAGGCUUCUAAGGUUUUGAAAAUUACAAAGAUUUUAAAGAGGUUUUUAAAUUGCACAAAAAUCCAGGAGAAGUUUGUAAAAAUUUUGCUACCUUUCUGAAAAACCACCUUAGAGGAAGUUAGUGUCCUAAUGUCGUUUCCUGUGUUGUUGCCAUGGCACUAAUCAUAAGCUACAUCACUAACGAACACAAACCUUGAGAAAAGCCUUUAAUUACCCUAUCAGACCUUAUUUUUCAGAGGGCAAGGAAGUCUGGAUUUUGCGGCAGGAACGUGUAGGAGCCCUGUUUCACGGACACCAGAGAGUCACCAAAGAGGUUAGGAAUUCAGAACGGGUCUGGGAUUGGGCGGGGGAGACGGGAGAGGGGGUUCGUGGGGUAUCUAGGUGGAGGUGAGGGUGGGGAGGGAGGGAGGGAGGUUGGGCUUUUUGGAGAUGCAAGUUGGAAUACGGGCAGGGGAGGGUCUACGGGGUUACGGGGUUUUAUUCACCCUCAAUUCAAUUGAUUCAAGUUAGAAAAAAGGAAUUUGCUGAGUUCUGUUUCGCAUGUUUAAGGUUUCAAAAACACGCAAACAAAACUGAGUUCAACGAUCCAGCCGACGAUCUUUUUUGUUUUUGUUUUGCUUUCUGCCACAGAGACGACUGCUAAACACGAUCCGCUAAACGUCAUUUCUGCUUUUUCCUUUCUGACGAUAUCGCAAACGCUGCGUGAAACUGAAGGCUCCAGAUUUUUCGCAACUCGUGAGCCAAGUAGUUAGCUAGUGUUUACCAAUUGUCAUCUUCAAAAAUCAGGAUUUACAGAUGCAAAGGUUUAAUAUACCUCGUGUUUUUUUAUUAUCCAUCUUAUUUUUCCUGAACAUCCUUCCCAGCUAGCAGUUAUACGUCUUGUUAGCUUUCUUGAUAGCAAAGUCCUUUCUAGUUCCUUGCCAUCGUCUGUGCCGUCGCUCUGUAGACCUUUUACAGACGUCCAAACCUAACCUUGGUCAUUUUUCCUCCUUUGAGCGCUCGUACAUUUCCCCACAUAUUACAAAAUAAAAGCACUUAACCGGCUUUCUAACUAACUACCAAGUAGCUAGCUGGAUCCGCCUCUGUGUUGAGCCAGGGCGUUAGCGCUUUAGCGUAUUUUGGAAUAUUGAGUAUCUGUUAUUUUCCAUUUAUGACUUUGAACAAUUUUAACUCUACUCAUCACGUAUAUACCUCAUUAGCAUGACUUAAUGUUAGCUAAGUGGCUAGCUAGAUUCAUUUUCUAGCAUUGCGCUAACAUUCAUGUGGACAUUAGCUUCUUAGUUUGGAUUAAAAAACAUGAUAGCUUGUUUUACCCCCAGACACGCUUUUUCCUUUUGACCUUCACGAACUUGCAACACGGCAUUAGCUUGUUAGCAUUUUGAACUGAAACAUUCCAGCUAAGCUAACCUUGACUGAACCGUAGCGCAUUAGCAUGUGCUAACAGAAUAAUGAACUCUCUCAAUCAUAGCUGAUCGACCCACAGUUAAAUUUUCUUACUUAGCGUUUUUUUUUUCAACAUGACGAAGUUACCUGCAAAAUGGCGCCUGGUUACAGCAGCGUAUUGAUUAGCAAUCUGAGUAACUCGGUAGUUUCCUGCUAAAUAGAAUCAUCUGAUAAAUGACGAACUUCUUCAAUAGUAGCUUUUUUGAUCAUAUUUGAAUUGUAAUUUCCAGUUGUAAUGAUCUCUCUGUCAAUAGUUUCAUUGUUCUUAUUCAAAAAGUGACAAUUCUUUACCCUGUUAGCUAGCUAACUAGCUCGCUCAGUAGCUAGCUACUUGACACAAAUGUGUGUGAGUGCUGACCUGACUUUACUCACUGACGAUUCCUGACCUUAUUUUGUUUUCCUCCUUCUUAUUUGUGUUUACUCGUGAACCAAAUAUAAACGCAACACCUCGUGAGCUCGAUCAAAACUGUUAGCCUCUCGGCAUGUUCUAGUGAAAGUUCUCCAAAUUGAAUCUUGAAAAGAUUCGACCACUUGAUUUAUCCUCAAGUGUGUGUUAUUUUAUUCUUAUUUUCUUCUUAACCUCGUAAACUUGCCCAAAGUAUCAGGACACCUCAUUAGUUAGCUGUCCUGUCUCGGCCUCUUUGUUAAACUCGUGUUAAAAACACGGUUAACCGAAAACUUUCAAGAAGUAAUAAGUAUGAUUCGUCUGAAACUCCAUGUUGAGUAAAAGGCUUAAAGAAUGACUGAAUUUGUGUGUAGCAUUGCCAAUGGUGCGUUAGAUUUGAUCAAGGAAGUCGGAAAUAUUGAAAAUUCCACUUCAGAGCGAUUUCAGGAAUCCGAGAUGUCUGCGCCUCGGACCAGGAGUGACUACUGACCUUCGAUUUCAACACGCACCUCUGAUAUGACGUCCGACUUUCAGGGGAAAUGAGACGCACUAUGAAACAAAGAUGUUGAAUUAAAGUCGAUGUUGACGAUCUGAGAAGCAGUUGGGGAAAAAAAACUAAGCCGUUGAGGCAGAUUUGAAAAAAGCGCAAACCUCUCCCCUCUGUGCUCCAGGAUACCUCCCUGGAGCGCACAACACACCCCCUCUGGCAGAGCAAGAAGCCGGCCAGCAGAAGAUCCUACGCUAGCUUCAAUUAGGAUUCAUCAUGUCGGAUUGUUAUCGACUUGCGGCAGUAAACGCCAGCUCUGCGAGCAGGCAGCGUCUGCAGCUGCCUGGACAGCUACUGUGUUGACAUUGCAGAGACUAAUAAGAGUUAUUUAUGUAACAGGUGCCACGGUAAAAAGCGAUAAAAAUGACCUGUUCAACAAAAACUCUGCUGUCUCGGCGUCUGUUUUCAUGCCCAAAAGUGAUUUUUUUGCGUCCUUCUCCAUCACAGCUCCUGUAGCUAAGCUGCUACGCUACUUUUAGCCGCGAAAAAGCUCCGAGGAGUACCGGGAGAGUGGGAGGGGACGAGUUGGAGCGACGCGAGAGGGGUGUGUCAAAUACAGCGAGGUGAUUAGAUGGAGAAGCAGAGAAGGAGAUUGACCAAUAGGAGCUGUCCGGGAUGGAUGGCUCCCAUUGGUCGAUGUUUUUGCAGACCUGCACCUGCUAAGGUGAACAGAUUUUUUCCGUUCUUUUUUCUCUUCACUUUGUGGAGAUCACACUAUAGGACCAUGAUCGCCAUAGAAACAAGGUUCAUAAAAAUGACCAAUCUCUACAAUCAUCAACCAUGACUUAAAGUUUUUUCUGGAAAAAAAAGAUAAACUGGAGAAAUUCAAAGAUGGAGGCAUGAAUUAGAUAUUUUUAACCCUCUUCCCAGUAUUUGGAUGGAUGUGGUCGUCUGUCUGAGGACACUGACGUUCCUGUCACAUUUGAUGUGUUCAUACGGCCAAUAACACCAAAGUGUUAAAAAGGGAAACUUUCAUUUCCCGCUUGCUUUAAUGCACCUUAAAAAUUAUUCCCCCAUUUAUGUUUAACCGCCUUUUGCCACCUCGAAGCGUGGAAAUUAGACUUUCUGCAAAUAUAGAGAAGGUCGUUAAAAAUGUUGUUAGUCACUAAGAUUGAGGCCAAAACUCGACCCCAACAUGUGCACUUAUCCCAGAGCUCUGCUUGGAAUUAAGGGACGAACUAAAACACGAUUAUUGAGUCGGUGUGUGUGUGUGUCAGAUUUAUCCCCACGACAGCUAAAUAAAGCCAGCGACGUCACUCUAGAUUUCUGUUGUUCGCUCUUUUAUGCACCUUAAAGCCCUUUUUGUAAUUUUCUCCUGACGUUUUGAUAUAAAAAGACAAAAGAAAAGCCCGUCUUGAUUCAACUGAAUUGACUGUGAAUGAAACCCCGGGGUUAUUCAGGAGUAAACCAGGGUGAUUCAGAGGGUUGAUGAAUGAUUUCAGGAGGAGAGGGGGGGUAGUCUGAUCAGAGUGAGACUACAGCAGGGAGGAAGAGGAGGAGGAGGAGGAGGAGGAGGCGGCGUGAUGCACAGCAGUGUGAAUGAAAUUCACCAUCAUCCAUUAGACAGCUUUGUAACACUUUCCACAGGCGCCACUGGUCGGCCCCAGGAUCAUAUACCUCGAACCAGGACGAGCCUCCGGCGGCGGUGGCUCGGAGGAACACUAUUCUCUCAUUGAAAUGUUGGGAAACAUUUCGGCAUGUUUUACACACCCACACACCUGCAAUUACCUCGGUGGUCCAAAGACAGGCAUUAUGCUUCAUCUUUUAAGCUACAUCAGACGAAGAAACCGUGAAAACUAAAGCUAAGAUAGAUCCGUUUACUUUUUGAGAGCUUACUAAAGUACUUCUGUGUAAAAUUCCUGUACAUCGCUAUAACGCUCGGUUUGUUCUUUGUUGCUCACGUGAUUCUUGGAUGCAGAAAUAAGGCAGACGUUUAAAAAGAAAAAACUUUGACAGUGAAAAGAGCCAUUCGGAGGAAGUUAAACUUGGUUGAAUAACUAUGACAAAUCAAUGAUUUUUAUUGGGAUUUUUAUUGAGUGUUUGGUUGUGUUUGUCUUUUGGGGCUCUGGUUAAUAAUACAUGGGAAGUGUUUGUUGCUUAAAAAAAAAAAAACAAAUAAAAGCUUUUCUCUCAGCACUAUAAAAAAAAACAUUUUUAACGUUUUAGUAAAACUAAAUUAAUCAUGAAAAUGUACAAUCACCCCUACAAGUUUUGACAAAGUCAAACUCGUGAUAAUCCGAAUUAUCACAUUAAUAUUUAUUACAAUUUGAUCUCUAUGCACAGUUCAGUUUGCACAUCAGUAUACUUAGACCUAGAUGUUGUGGUCCCCUUAAGUAUUUGGCCGAAGAUUGUUUUUUUUUUGUUUUUUUGUUUUUUUUCCUCUUUUUAUUUUUUAUAUACCUGAAAGGUGAUCUUAAAAAGACAUUAUGUGUCCCUGCUUUUUGCUCCUUUUCCUUAACGUGUGUCGGUCGCAGCAUUAUAUGAUACUCAGUAGUUUACUUAAGCUUUGUAAGAGCCUUCUUAUUGACAUGAUUUCCCUAACAAGUGAAAUAUUUUUGAGCUGGAGAGCUUUGAAAGUGAUGAGUUAAUUUGACGAACAGAAAUGGAGAGUAUUUUCGUUUUGUAAAAAAGAGUGAAUCCAGCAGAGAGCCGAUCUUCUCUUCUUCCUGGAUCUCACUAUAAACUAAAUAUUGACAUUUGAUGUCCCAUUUCAAUGUGGAAAAACUGCUUAUUUACAGGGAGCAGGCUUGGCAGCGUGUGUUCAUUGGCCUCUGAACAGUGCAAAUUAAUUUGCAGACUCAGUAAGUUUGUUUCAGCCGGCGCUGUGGAUGAAAAAAAAAAAACGAAACAAAAAAAGAGUUUACAGGAAGCUGGACUGAAACGCCUCCAACUCACUGUCGCUUAUAAGCUAUAUAAAAAUGUUUUAACGCCAAACCGGUGGUGCUUCUUUGGACAUAUUUACCUCAUUUGCCAGUUGCCAACACCAUGCUGCGGUCUGGGUUUGGUAAAUAAGCAGUGUUGAGCUGUUUCAGAGGUUUGAUCUAUCCUCAGCAGUAGACGUGGUUUUGGUGCAUCUUGUCUGAGGCGGACCCUUGUACAGUACUGUAAUAUGUGUGCUUUGAAGCCAUGUCAGCGCAUUGUAUCGUACUGUGUUAUGCCUUUUCUUGUCUUCUGUUUCUUUGUUUUAUCGGGAGGGAGGGAGGGAAGUUGAUAAUUGUUUUUCUACAUUAAUAUUUCUUUAACAGAGGUUCAAAAUGUCAGAAGAAGAAGAAGAAACAGUCAUUUUAUAAAAAAAGAAAAUCACUUCAAGUCAUCGUAAAACCACAUCUUUUAUGUAUAAAAAAGACUAAAGGCAUGAUUUUAACUUUUCUGAGAACUUAGAUGUUGUACUCAAUGAAUUAAUUGAAUUUUAAAAUGAGUGAUUUCAAAGAUUUCUUUCUCCAAAUAAAAAGUCUUCUAUGGCUCUCAGGCCA
Xyrichtys novacula (pearly razorfish) is the source of this 20925-nucleotide messenger RNA. The record is from the annotation of a GenBank genome assembly. Lineage: Eukaryota; Metazoa; Chordata; Actinopteri; Labriformes; Labridae.